GAGGUCGCCGGCGCAGGGCAGCAGCUCUUCGUCGACCCUCGCCCGAACAGGGAGCAGUGGCAUUCAGACGCAGCUGUCUCAUGUACUCGCGGCGGCGAAGCAACACGAGCAGCUGUGCGCGCAGCUGGAGGAGGGCUCCCGGCUACUGGAG
Prorocentrum cordatum is the source of this 151-nucleotide messenger RNA. NCBI's taxonomy places the organism in Eukaryota, Dinophyceae, Prorocentrales, Prorocentraceae. The record is from the annotation of a GenBank genome assembly.